UGUCGACACGGCUUCAAUGUGAUCGAGUAUGUGAUCGAGUAUGUGAUCGAUGUGAUCUGUAUUCCAGAUUCGUUGUCGCUGAUUUAUAAAGAUAAAACAACGCAAGCAUUGUGGCCAGUUCUUUCACCAGUUAACAGAUUGCAUGAUGGAGCAUGAAAAUCACACGGGAAUGAAGUCAUACACAUGCACAUAUUGUGAAAAGAGCUUUAGCGUUUUCUGGAAUUGCAAGCGACAUGAACGAAAUCACACAGGAGAGAAGCCGUAUACAUGCAAGCAUUGUAAAAAGUCCUUUAGCAACUCAUCAGCUUGCAAGCAACAUGAACGGAUUCACACAGGAGAGAAGCCGUAUACAUGCAGUUAUUGUAAUUUGUGCUUUAACGACUUAUCAAAUUGCAGGAAACAUGAACGAACUCACACAGGAGGGAAGCCGUAUACAUGCAAGCAUUGUAAAAAGUCCUUUAGCGAGUCGUCCAACUGCAAGCAACAUGAACGGAUUCACACAGGAGAAAAGCCGUAUGCAUGCAAGCAUUGUAAAAAGUCCUUUAGCAGGUUAUCAGAGUGCAAGCAACAUGAGCGAACUCACACAGGAGAGAAGCCGCAUACAUGCAAGCAUUGUAAAAAGUCCUUUAGCAGGUUAUCAGAUUGCAAGCAACAUGAACGAACUCACACAGGAGAGAAGCCGUAUACAUGCAAGCAUUGUAAAAAGUCCUUCAGUCAGUCGUCAAACUGCAGGCGACAUGAGCGAACUCACACAGGAGAGAAGCCGUAUACAUGCAAGCAUUGUAAAAAGUGCUUUACGCAGUCAUCAACUUGCAAGCAACACGAACGAACUCAAACAGGAGAGACGCCAUAUACAUGCAAGCAUUGUAAAAAGUCCUUUAGACUCUCAUCAGGUUCCAAGCGACAUGAUCGAACUCACGCAGGAGAGAAGCCGUAUACAUGCAAGCAUUGUAAAAAGCCCUUCAGUCAGUCGUCAAACUGCAGGCGACAUGAAGAGAGACAUGCAAGAGCCAGCUCGUCAAAACAGAAGCAACAUGACCAUUGCUCUAAAUCAAGAAGAGACCUUCAUGAGCCAGCUGUAACUCUCGGUGGCAAGAAAUCUUGUAUGCUGCCCUCUUUGACCGACGAAAAUUCAAGCCAAGUUGAAAGCCUGACCUGUUGGAUUUGUCUGAAGGAAUUUAGUAGCGAGGUAUUUGUCAUCCAACAUUACGACGAACAUAUGAGAUUGAAGUGACGCUUGAACGUAACCAUCAUUUUAAGGUGUAAAUAUCCCUCUUUUUUUCCACUAGUCAUCUUUAGCGUUAAAAUUUUUUAUAAAUCGUUUCGUUAAUUAACCAAGAAUAUCGCAACGUUCCACGUCAACGACAAUCGUCUUUAAUUGAUACAAGAAAAUCAUACCAGAUUGAAACCUUGCACCGAUCUUAGAGCACGCAGUGGCAAAAAUCACGUGAUAUAAUCUGUCAAUAAUUCUUGCAAUAUUGAACUUAACAAGUUUGGUACAAUGAAAGUAAUUCAGGCCUGAAAGGGUGUUGUCGUGGAACUUAUUGGCCCACAUGGGGUUUUUGUUUAUGUUUUGUUUGUACAGAGUUCAAAUGACAUUUAUGAUUGACAUUUGAUCACGAGUAUUUUUAUAUAAUAUCGCAUGUGCUUUUAUAAUUAAGUCAGUUGUGAAUACGAGUCAUCGAAUAAACAAGUUUCAAUAAUCAAAUGGACUGCGAGAAUUCUUA
Molecule: messenger RNA, 1727 nt
Organism: Orbicella faveolata
Lineage: Eukaryota; Metazoa; Cnidaria; Anthozoa; Scleractinia; Merulinidae
Source: RefSeq, a predicted model, not a curated record